CACGAAUUUCCGGAAUAUUGCAUUGUGGAUAAUUAUGAAGUCGUAGUCGCAAGAAAUAUCAAAUGCAUUUAAUUUAAAGCAGUGCUGUUGAAAUUUCUGCACAAUAUCUGAAUAAAACAAGUGAUAGUUUCUUUUGAAAAGGUUACUACAGACUCCGUUUGUCAUGUUUAUUACUGCCUUAUAAUAGCCAUAAUAAUGGAGGAAAGUGUGGUGUUGUUAGAAGAGACCCCAGUCCAUCACUCAUCUGAAGAUGACCCACCAUCAUUGCAAGCAGCUUCAGACAAAAUUGGCAUAACAUUAAGUUCGGCUAAGACAACUUCUUCACAUCCUGCUAUUCGGAACUCGGCUUCAUCUACAGAGUUACCCUACCUUGCGGAUAUGGAUACAAUCGCGGAUGUUUGUCUUGUUGGUUCCACAGCCACAGUAACACUAGGUUCGUCAUCACAAACAUUGACAGAUCAAAGUAAAAUAAAAGGAUCUGCAACAAAAUAUGAAACUUUACCAGCUUCAGCUCAUGUGUUAUCAUCAGUCAGUGGUAAGACAGACGAUCUGCUCGUUACUUCUAAGUCAACAGGGAUAAAUAAUGUGCCGAUUCCGAAAAAAGCCACGUGUCACAAUGAAGCAUCUGUCAGUGGUAAGGCAAGUGAUCUGACAGUUACUUCUAAGUCGACAGGGAUAAAUAAUGUGCCGAUUCCGAAAAGAGUCACGUGUCAAAAAGAAGCAUCUAAACACCCACCAGUUGGAUUGUCACUGGCUGUUAUGUCUAGUUAUUCUUCUGGUGAAUAUAUCUCGCGGAUAACACGUACAUUUGCACCACCAGGAUCAUCACUGAUUUCAUCUACCAAACACAGCCCAAAAAGUACUUUGAAAUCAGUUAUUUCAUCAAAUAUUUCAUCUACACAACAAGGUUCAUUGGUACCAGCAGGAUCAUCAAGUAUUUCAUCUACCACAGGUACUUUGACAUCAAUAACUCCAACAAAUAUUUCAUCUACACAACAAGGUUCAUUGGUACCAGCCGGAUCAAUAAGUAUUUCAUCUACCACAGGUACUUUGACAUCAACAACUCCAACAAAUAUUUCAUCUACACAACAGGACUCAUUGGUACCAUCAGGAUUAUCAAGUAUUUCAUCUACCACAGGUACUUUGACAUCAAUAGCUCCAACAAAUAUUUCAUCGACACAACAAGGUUCAUUGGUAUCAGCAGGAUCAUCAAGUAUUUCAUCUACCAAACACAGCCCAAUAGGUACUUUUACAUCAAUAACUCCAUCAAAUAUUUCAUCUACACAACAAGGCUCAUUGGUAUCAGCAGGAUCAUCAAGUAUUUCAUCUACCACAGGUACUUUGGCAUCAAUAACUCCAUCAAAUAUUUCAUCUACAAAACAAGGUUCAUUGGUAUCAGCAGGAUCAUCAAGUAUUUUAUCUACCAAACACAGCCCAAUAGGUACUUUGACAUCAAUAAUUUCAUCAUCAGAACAUUUCUCAUCAGGUGUAUUGGUAUCAUCAGUUUCAUCAAGUAUUUCAUCUACCAAACACAGCACACUUGGUACUGUGACAUCAAUAAUGCCAUCAGAUAUUGCGUCUACAGAACAAGGUUCAUCAGGUUCAUUAGUAUCAGCAGUUUCAUCAAGUAUUCCAUCCACCGAAAAUUUGACCAAAACCGAGGAAAACAUUAUGUUACCUUCUCAAACCGAAAAAUUAUCCAGUUCACAAAAUCCGACUUCUUAUAAAAAGGAACACUGUUAUACAAAAUCUAGCCCAGAAACAAUGUCAAAUGCUAAGGCUAUGGAAACAGAAACAGAAACAACAUGUGAAGUGGAUACUACCAAAAGAGAUGUUGAAUUUGUAAGUAAAGAGAACGAACAUUUUGCUCCAAGUCACAUGCCACUUGACAAUAGUCAACCCUCGACACCAACAUCUUUAGAUUCCAUAAUGUCGUUCUCUUUGUCAAAUAAUGACAGUAAUGAUGGAUCGUUUUAUAUGGAGGUGGAGGAUGGCAUUGACAAUGAAAGAAAUGAUGACAGGGAAAACAAUGACGGGGAUAACGCAGAUGGAAGUCACCUUUCUGCUGAGUUAAAGACAAAAUUGAGUGAAAGCAGCGAUUCGUUUGUAUUGCCACCAGCACAAAGUAUGGAAAAGGACAAAAUAUCGACAGAGCUAAGCAGGUCGAAAUAUUCUCUCGACCAGCCUAUAGAACGAACAUCAAUUAAUAAUGACAAAGAUACAGAUAAAGAUCAGUCAGAGGAAGCUUCAAAUAGUACCGAUUUUUAUCUUCGAUUUCCUGAAAUUACGAAGCAGCUUGCUUGCAAGUUUCCAUCUCUACCACAUGCCGACAAAAGUUGUGAUGAGAAACGAUCACCAGAAACUGUAACACAAAAUACAUCUGCUGAAUCAAACUUAGAUGGAAGGGAGACCAGCACAGCAAUAAAACAGAAAAACAAUGACACACACCACGCUCCAGGUGGUACAAUAUCACCAGAAAAAGUAAAGGUUGCUGUAGAAAUAUCAUCCAAAAGUAGAAAUGAUAACAACAGUCAAAGUAAUGUAACUGGUAGGGUACUAAAUGAAAUCUGUAUUCAGAAUGACGAUGAAAUAGAUCAUGGAGUUAGAAGUUCUGAAAACGAGGAACUGAAUGAGAACCAGAUAUCUAAAUCAGAACGUACCGUCAGUUUUACUAAUCCAACACCUGUCUUUCUAUUUGCUAACAAGAAUAACAAAAAGUUUUACCAGACAGAUAUAAAUGAAUUAAUUAUACCAAAAGAUUUUGAAGACAGUCCAGAUUUUUCUCUUUGCACGGAUUUAACUGCAAAAAAAAAUCUUCAAACAAGCCAUGGUUCAAAGACGAAAACAAUAGCAACGUUGAAGAAAGUGUCCAAGUCAUUAAGUAGCACAACGAAUGUAUCUACAGAAAAAACAACUGCAAUCAAAAGCAACAACUCGAGUUCAAUUUCGUUGGUAAAAAUUCACGACACAACUAGUCCAGUAGAGCGAAAUAUUAUCGUUUUGCGUCCAACCUCCGUAGUUUCAUCGACACAAACCACUUUAGUAGGUAGUUCAGGAACACAAACCCCCCGUUUAAUUGGAAACGCGUCAGUAUUCCCUACCUGUGCUACAAGUUUGUUGAAAUCGUUUGCUUCUGAUUCUCUGAAGAUUUGCAACACUGAUAAUUCUGUAGUACAGUCUUCAAAACGACCAGAAACCUCCAACGUCACAAAUGCUACAUUAAAUAGCAAUCGCCCAAUGCAUUCUGGGAAAUACAAUAAUAAUCUCUUUAGAAACAAAAAUGCAAAUCCGGAAGUUAUUGUGAAUAUUUCGAUGAAUUCUACAAAAGCUGGCACUAUAGUUACAUUAAAUUCAUGUGGAGCACAAAAUCUCAAGAAUACUGACAGUAAACCAACUAUCGCUGCUGCUGGUCAUACGAGGCCGAAUCUCUCAACACUACUAUCAACAAAGCUGAAUGUUGUAACUGCUAUGCCCUCUCAAAUGAAUGUAUCAACUACAGUGCCGACGAAACACAAUGUUGCAAAUGCAGUGCCGACGAAACCGAAUGUAGCAAAUUCAAUGCCGUCUAAGGUGAAUGUUUCAACUGUAGCGCCGACGAAAUUGACUGCUGUAUCUGCAAUACCCUCUGACGUGAACGUAUCGUCUGCAUUACCCACAAACCUAAAUGUUCCAACUGCAGUGAGGACUGAGAUCAAGCGAAAAUUACGACCAAUGUUAAUACCAACUUCUUCGUCAAAUCCAAACGCAAACAAUGUACAGUUAUUUAAGUGUGAACUCCCAAAAGUCAAUAUUGUGAGAGACAAUGAUGUUAUCAACAAAACAACUGUUGAAAAUAAGACACUAUGUUAUAAACAUAGUUCGACAUUCAGAAAUCCUACCUAUACAAAUGUCAACUCAUCGGGACCUUAUCAUUGCCAGUUAGUAAACACGGGACCACACCCACGUGUAAGUUUUAGCGAUGUUAACAACGUAGAAAAAGGUACAAAUCCUAACCAAAACCCAUUAGUAAUUACUGUUUAUCCAACAAAUUAUAGUUUGUCAUCUGCAUUGAUACCAUCAUCGAAAAGUGUUCAAGCUAAAACUGUUCAAGUUAAAACUGUUCCAGCUAAAAGUGCGCCAGCUAAACCUGUUCCAGUUAAAAGUGUUCCAGCUAACACUGUUCCAGCUAAAAGUGCCCCAGCUAAACCUGUUCCAGUUAAAAGUGUUCCAGCUAACACUGUUCCAGCUAAAAGUGCUCCAGCUAAAACUGUUCCAGCUAAAAGUGCUCCAGCUAAAACUGUUCAGGGAAAAAUGUUGAUGCAAACUGAAAAGUCUUUACUUAAAUCUCCGACAGUAUACACUGCUGUGCGUAAAUUGACAAGCCAAACAACAAGCUUUCAGAUACGUCCACCUAACAAUAUGAGCAGUCAGAUACGUCCAUCUAACAUUAUAAGCAGUAGUAAUGCAUCGUUAAAAAAUUUGGGCAAACUUGUUUCUGUCCUUCCGAAAACCGUGCACAAACAAACAGCAACAGCUUCUGCUGAAAGUGUUCUCGAGAACACGAGAGAAAAACUUGAACAAAAAUUAGUAGAAAUUUUAAACAAGACAAGUGAUAAUCCGGAUGUUUUCAACCAUACCAACACAAAGCUAGUGAGUUCAAAAAAACAAAUGUUAUCGACAGCUAAUCAUCCUACAAAAUGUGUUGUAUCAGCAACUUCUCCAGGUAUUACCAUUAUUCCACCAACUAUAACUAUCCCACCUAAAGAAGUCAUUGUGCGGCCGCCCAUUAUUGUUAAGGUCAUAAAUCAUGUAGAUACGCAAUCUAACAAUUCUGUAUCUAUACUUCCAAAAGCAGGUGGAUUACAUCCUCAAAGUACAACAAUGAAAAAAAUGACCUUUGUUUCGCCGUUAAAAACACUUACCGUAAGUGAUGCAUUGAAACAUUCGGUUGGUUGUUCUUCAGCUAGACCGUUGAAGACAACAACAGUGACACAGCAACUUCCUGAGAUGUACAUCCGUUCUAAUAAACAACCAACGGCAUCUGAACAAAAUAAGUAUUCAAAAACAACAAUGGUGAGUCAAGAUGUUCAUUAUUAUGUUGAGAAUGAUUCGACAUCAGUAGACCCACGUGAUCUAAUAAAUCAACAGAAUAGAGGUAAUAUAUCUGUCAAAUUGCCUUUGACUUCGAAAGAAGACAUCAACUUGAGUAAAGUCAACGCGGCUUCUCAAUUUAGUGUGCCAAUCAUCGGAUCACAUAGCCAAGGCAUAGGUACCGUUGGUCGUUUAGCUACUGCUCUUCCUACGGUGGAAACAUCUAACAUAGAUUAUGAGUCAAACUGCGAAGAAAAUACAGAAAGUUCCGGAAUUUUAAUCGAUUCUGUUUAUUCGCUGCGGCAGAAUGAUCCUGAGGCACAAAAUGGACUUUCAAGGGAGGCAAUUUGGCCUAAAGUCGACAAAGAACAGAUUAGACAUUUUGCUUAUCAGUUUGAUUGUAAUGUUCAACGCGCAAACGUGAAAUUAGAUAAAGAAACUAAAGAGGAUGAUCGGCUCAGAGAACCUUGUUUUGUUGUUCUCAAGAGCUCAAACGACGGAUCGACAGCUAUUGAUUCACGGUGUUCUCUGAAAUGUAGGAGACCUUUUGUAAAAAGAUUAAGUGAAAGAAUUGUUCGAAAAGGAUUGAAAUCUAAUAAAAUAAGUAUAAGAAAAAGUAUUUAUAGAUCGGCAAAAAAACAACAGAAGUCAUUCCCAGUUAAAUCUGGUCAAAAUCAACAAAAGGAAAGACUGCAAAAGAAGUCAUCUCCAGGUCAAUCUGGUCAAAAUACACAAAACACUAAGUCUUUAUCUCUUGAACCUAAUGCUAUGUCUUCUGCACAAAAAAGUGCAAUUGUACCGCCAACUUCCGUGGCAAACAGACCUGGAAGAAUGUUGCCAAAUCCAAUAAACACAGUUGCUAAAGUUAAUGAAACGAUCACCGAUAAACAAGGCAACAAAUUUAUGAUGAUAAAGCUAGGCAGUAAAACUAUACUUAUCCCAACUAUCAAUAAUGCUGAUAAACCCAAAGCUUACGUUCUAGAAUGUGAUCCGAAAACAUCACUCCAAGAAGCCAUUAAACAAGUAACAAAACAGCAUAUGGCCUCUUUUCCGGAUAAAACAAAUACAUCCAUUUUAUCAUUAGCCAGCUCAAAACCGUCGGCAACUGUAACUAGACAAACGCCUAAUACUUCUAACGUGGCAACCUCAUCAUUUACGGGUUGGGCUUCCGCUUCAACUACUUCUGCGCAUACGAUAUUACCAAUGAACAGAGUGAAAAGCGAACCUGUUACUGCAGGAUACGGAGAUGAACAAGAGAAUCAUGAUUACACCGUAACAGUAAAAACUGAACCCGAGAUUUCUGGCGAUAGAGAUGAAUCAAAAGAUAAUGACAGUGGUCCUUCAAAAAGCAAAAUUGCCAGAACAGAAGGUGCUGUAAAGACUGAAAGUGCAUCUGAAAGAAUAAAACGUUUAAGGGAUGAACUAAAGACUCAAGAAAAAGCUUUGGAGGAAGUUAGACGCAAAAGAAAACUAGACACGUCUCUUUUGUAUUAAAUUUAUAUAGACAAUUUCUCCACCAAACUACGAGUCGACAGAUAUAAACGCGAAAAUGAAAAAAAAAGAAAAUAUUUUUCAUAAUGUUCAUUGAGUAAAUAUAUCGAGAUAAAUGAAACAUUUUCAAUACCUAGAUACACUUUUAUAUUUGCCAGUAAAAAUGUUAUUGGCA
Molecule: messenger RNA, 6736 nt
Organism: Mytilus trossulus (common blue mussel)
Lineage: Eukaryota; Metazoa; Mollusca; Bivalvia; Mytilida; Mytilidae
Product: mucin-2-like
Exons: 4
Coding region: 196-6564 (2122 amino acids)
Source: RefSeq, a predicted model, not a curated record